This is a messenger RNA of Hylaeus anthracinus, 792 nucleotides long. Its product is annotated as U6 snRNA-associated Sm-like protein LSm4. The transcript is spliced from 5 exons. Gene Ontology annotation, cellular component: U6 snRNP; P-body; spliceosomal tri-snRNP complex. NCBI's taxonomy places the organism in Eukaryota, Metazoa, Arthropoda, Insecta, Hymenoptera, Colletidae. Gene Ontology annotation, biological process: P-body assembly; spliceosomal snRNP assembly; nuclear-transcribed mRNA catabolic process. The record is from RefSeq and is a predicted model, not a curated record. Gene Ontology annotation, molecular function: U6 snRNA binding. Bases 227 to 646 code for a protein of 139 amino acids.
CAGACGGAAAGGCCGCUUCCUCGCCUUAUAAAAAUUUUCAACUAAAUUUUAGAUAAAAUAUCUUCAUUUGUGAGAAACUGUAAUAAAUAAAUAAAUAAAAUUUAGGGGUUUUUUGAGAAAUCGUUCUGUACUGGUUGGGAACACUGCCCAUAGAUCUUCCUAAGUAUUUGUUUUGACACACUUGCUAGUGUUCGGUUGUACGUGAAACCGGUGAAACUGUUAAAUAAUGUUACCGUUGUCGUUAUUAAGGACAGCUCAGAAUCAUCCUAUGCUCGUCGAGCUAAAAAAUGGAGAAACAUAUAAUGGACAUUUGGUUAGCUGCGAUAGUUGGAUGAACAUAAAUCUUAGAGAGGUUAUAUGCACGUCCAGGGAUGGUGACAAAUUUUGGAGAAUGCCAGAAUGCUAUAUUCGAGGUAGUACGAUUAAAUAUUUACGAAUACCCGACGAAGUUAUAGAUAUGGUAAAGGAAGACGUACAAAUGAAAUCAAGAGGUCGUGGAGAAAUGAAAGGAAGAGGACAAAAUCAAAGAGGCAGAGGUAGUGGAAGAGGCACUUUUGGUCGUGGUGGAAGAGGUCCAGCACCCCUUGGUCAUGGUGGGGGUAAUCAGGGGGGUAACAAACCUCAAAAUAAAACAAGGACAAAAUGAAAUUUUGUUGUGCUAUAAUUUUAGUCCAGUACAGAUCAUUUUCUAACGAAUGAAUUAUUAUUUUUAUAUCUUAUUCUUAUGUCGCAAUUAAGAUUUUCGAAAGACAGAUAUUUGUAAAACGUGAUAAAAAAUAUCUAUACUGAGAA